ACCCGCGGGCGGGCGUCCCGCAGCUCCCUCGCCGCCCCGCCCCGCCCCGCCCGGCCCGGCGGCGGGACGGGUAACGGUUACCAAGCACUUUCUUAGCCGCGAUUUCUGCUUAGUCAUUGUCUUCCAGGAAACGGUCCCUUCAGUUGGGAGUCAACUCUCCGGCGGCGGCCGCAGUAGCAGCAGCAGCCGCCGCGGCCAGCGCGUCCUUCCCGGGCCGCAGCUCCGCCAGUCCGGCCUCCAGAGGUCCCGAGCGCAGGCUGAGGUCCCGCCGCGUGGGGCGGCCAGCCUCGCGCUCGGCUCUCCGGCCUCGGGCACCGCGUCCUGCAGGGCGGCCUCCCUCGCCUGCGGCCCCGUCGCCGCCUGGCCCCCCUCCGUCGGCCGCUGCCAUGGGCACCGACAGCCGCGCGGCCGGGGCGCUGCUGGCGCGGGCCCGCACCCUGCACCUGCAGACCGGGAACCUGCUGAACUGGGGUCGCCUGCGGAAGAAGUGCCCGUCCACGCACAGCGAGGAGCUUCGAGAUUGUAUCCAAAAGACCUUGAAUGAGUGGAGCUCCCAAAUCAGCCCUGAUUUGGUCAGGGAAUUUCCAGAUGUCUUGGAAUGUACCGUAUCUCAUGCAGUAGAAAAGAUAAAUCCUGAUGAAAGAGAAGAAAUGAAAGUUUCUGCAAAACUCUUCAUUGUAGGAUCAAACUCUUCAUCCUCAACUAGAAAUGCAGUUGACAUGGCCUGUUCCGUUCUUGGAGUUGCGCAGCUGGAUUCUGUCAUCAUUGCUUCACCUCCUAUUGAAGAUGGAGUUAAUCUCUCCUUGGAGCAUUUGCAGCCUUACUGGGAGGAAUUAGAAAACUUGGUUCAGAGCAAAAAGAUUGUUGCGAUAGGUACCUCUGACCUAGACAAAACUCAGUUGGAACAGCUGUAUCAGUGGGCACAGGUAAAACCAAAUAGUAACCAAGUUAAUCUUGCCUCCUGCUGUGUGAUGCCACCCGACUUGACUGCAUUUGCUAAACAAUUUGACAUACAGCUAUUGACUCAUAAUGAUCCAAAAGAACUGCUUUCUGAAGCCAGUUUCCAAGAAGCUCUUCAGGAAAGCAUCCCUGACAUUCAAGCACAUGAGUGGGUGCCCCUGUGGCUACUGCGGUAUUCGGUCAUUGUUAAAAGUAGAGGAAUUAUCAAAUCAAAAGGCUACAUUUUACAAGCUAAAAGAAGGGGUUCUUAACUACGACUUAGGAUCAUAACCUACUGACUUGUAUUUUCCUUGAAUAUAAGAUAAAAUUGAGAUGUAUAAAAAUUAGUUACUGCCUGUAAAUGGUGUCAUGGAGGCAGAUAUUCUUCAGUUAUAUUUGACGAUAUGUUAUCCGUCAAGAUUUGAAUACUUCUCUUGCCUCCAUAUCAGUUCACUCACAUGAACUCCACUGUAUUGUUUUCAUUAAACUAUUGUUUUCUAAUUGAAAUUGUCUAUGAAGAAAAUACUUACAAUAUAUUUUUCCUUUAUUUUUAUGACUAAUAGAAAUCAAGAAAAAUUGUUGUUAGAUAUAUUUUGGGCCUAGGUAUCAGGGUAAUGUAUAUACAUAUUUUUUAUUUCCAAAAAUUAAUUAAUGGCUUCUUAUUCUAUAGUAUAAGCAAUUUAAUUACAAUUGUUAAAACAAAUACUGGAAGAUAUUUUUUCUGUAAUUGAUAAGAUGAUUAUAUCCCACAGUAACUAGAGUAGCUGGGAUCUACUAGUAGUGUAAGUAAAAUUCAUAUCUUCAGUACAUGAAUGAAAACUUAAACUUAAUUGUCCUUGCUUGUAGUUUACCUAUAAUGAUUUAAUCUUGUAUUCUUGUGCCAUAUUUUCCUUGCUGUUAUUUCCAAGACAAACCAAAGUAAAUCUGAAAAAGGAGAUUAGAA
Molecule: messenger RNA, 1882 nt
Organism: Zalophus californianus (California sea lion)
Lineage: Eukaryota; Metazoa; Chordata; Mammalia; Carnivora; Otariidae
Gene: GCLM
Product: glutamate-cysteine ligase modifier subunit
Exons: 7
Coding region: 387-1211 (274 amino acids)
Biological process (GO): glutathione biosynthetic process
Cellular component (GO): glutamate-cysteine ligase complex
Molecular function (GO): enzyme regulator activity; glutamate-cysteine ligase catalytic subunit binding
Source: RefSeq, a predicted model, not a curated record